GGGAUGUCGGGGUGUGAUCAAAGCACUGUCGAAUCAUUGGCCGAUGAUCCAACAGAUUCACCAUUCGAUGCCGAUGAUUGUCUCAAAGUUCGUAAAUAUUGGUGCUUUCUGCUAUCCAGCAUAUUCACAUUCCUUGCUGGGCUGCUCAUUGUGCUGCUAUGGCGGGCUUUUGCCUUCGUCUGCUGCCGCAAGGAGCCGGACCUGGGACCCAACGAUCCCAAACAAAAAGAGCAGAAGGCGUCACGCAACAAACAGGAGUUCGAGGGAACCUUUAUGACAGAAGCAAAAGACUGGGCUGGGGAGCUUAUCUCGGGUCAAACAACAACUGGACGAAUUUUGGUCGUACUCGUAUUUAUACUCAGCAUUGCCUCUCUCAUUAUAUAUUUCGUUGACGCAUCUAGCGAAGAAGUCGAAAGAUGCCAAAAAUGGAGUAAUAACAUUACUCAACAGAUCGAUCUCGCAUUCAAUAUCUUUUUUAUGGUUUACUUUUUUAUACGAUUCAUAGCGGCGUCCGAUAAGCUUUGGUUUAUGUUAGAAAUGUACAGUUUUGUAGAUUAUUUUACAAUACCCCCGUCCUUCGUAUCAAUAUAUUUAGAUCGAACUUGGAUCGGUCUUCGAUUUCUUCGAGCGCUACGUCUCAUGACUGUUCCAGAUAUUUUACAAUAUUUAAACGUACUAAAAACAUCGAGCUCAAUUCGCUUGGCUCAACUAGUAUCCAUUUUUAUAUCCGUGUGGUUAACAGCAGCGGGCAUUAUACAUCUGCUGGAAAACUCUGGCGAUCCGCUGGAUUUUAAUAAUGCUCAUCGUUUAUCCUAUUGGACCUGUGUCUAUUUCCUAAUUGUGACCAUGUCAACGGUAGGAUAUGGUGACGUCUACUGUGAGACUGUCUUGGGAAGAACAUUUCUGGUGUUCUUUCUGCUCGUCGGCUUGGCCGUGUUCGCUAGUUGGAUACCAGAAAUCACUGAACUGGCUGCCCAAAGAAGCAAAUAUGGUGGAACAUAUAGCAAGGAUCCUAGAAAAAGACAUAUUGUGGUAUGCGGGCAUAUAACUUACGAAUCCGUGUCGCAUUUUCUAAAGGACUUUUUGCACGAAGACCGUGAAGAUGUCGAUGUCGAAGUAGUCUUUUUACAUCGCAAAGAGCCUGACCUGGAGCUAGAAGGACUGCUGAAGCGUCACUAUACAACUGUGGCGUUUUUUCAGGGCACAAUGAUGAAUGCAGUCGAUUUGGAACGAGUCAAGGUACAUGAAGCCGAUGCCUGCCUGGUGCUAGCUAACAAAUAUUGCCAAGAUCCCGAUGCAGAAGAUGCUGCGAACAUAAUGAGAGUUAUCUCAAUUAAGAACUACAGCGAUGAUAUACGUGUCAUCAUACAGCUGAUGCAGUACCACAAUAAGGCGUACUUGCUUAACAUACCGUCGUGGGACUGGAAACAGGGUGAUGAUGUCAUUUGCCUAGCCGAACUGAAGUUAGGUUUUAUCGCGCAGAGCUGUCUGGCACCCGGGUUUUCAACAAUGAUGGCCAACUUGUUUGCUAUGCGGUCUUUCAAGACGUCGCCAGAAAUGCAAUCUUGGACAAAUGAUUAUCUACGCGGCACUGGCAUGGAAAUGUACACUGAAACAUUGAGUCCCACUUUUAUUGGAAUACCAUUUGCUCAGGCCACUGAACUGUGUUUUUCCAAGCUGAAGCUUUUACUACUUGCCAUUGAAAUUAAAGGCGCUGAAGAGGGUGCAGAUAGCAAAAUUUCCAUAAAUCCCCGAGGCGCGAAGAUACAGGCGAACACGCAGGGUUUCUUUAUAGCACAAAGCGCUGAUGAGGUCAAGCGUGCGUGGUUCUAUUGCAAGGCGUGCCAUGAGGACAUUAAAGAUGAGACACUUAUUAAAAAGUGCAAAUGUAAAAACUUGGCCACCUUCCGGAAAGGCGUCCGAGCCGUACAAAUGGUUGGGCGUGCAAAUGAACACCAUCCUGCACCCACAUUUACGCCACCAGAUCUACCCAAGCGGGUGCAUGUGCGUGGAUCUGUAUCGGGUGACAUUACACGUGACAGAGAAGACACAAAUCUACUUAAUCGUAAUGUGCGUCGUCCGAAUGGCACAGGUAAUGGAGCAGGUGGCAUGCAUCACAUGAAUAAUACGGCUAGUGCUGCGGCAGUCGCCGCAGCAGCGGUCAAGCAAGUGAACAAGGUAAAACCUACGGUGAAUGUGAACCGACAGGUGGAGGGACAAGUUAUAUCGCCAUCACAGUACAACAGGCCACCAGAAAAUGAUGCUAACCCUUAUGCGGGCUAUCAACUUGCUUACGAAGUUAAAAAGCUCAUGCCAACGAGUCGCAGCUCGGGCACAGGAACACAAAAUCAAAACGGCGGAGUCUCGUUGCCCGCAGGUAUCGCGGACGAUCAGUCAAAGGACUUUGAUUUCGAGAAGACGGAAAUGAAGUAUGAUUCGACAGGCAUGUUUCACUGGAGUCCGGCUAAGAGUUUAGAAGACUGCAUAUUGGAUCGCAAUCAGGCGGCCAUGACGGUACUGAAUGGCCAUGUGGUGGUUUGUCUGUUUGCUGAUCCGGAUUCACCUUUAAUUGGACUGCGGAAUCUGGUGAUGCCGCUGCGAGCAUCCAAUUUCCAUUACCACGAGCUCAAGCAUGUGGUAAUUGUUGGCUCAGUCGACUAUAUCCGGAGAGAGUGGAAGAUGUUACAGAAUCUGCCUAAGAUAUCGGUACUUAAUGGCUCGCCGCUGAGUCGAGCAGAUCUACGCGCGGUGAAUGUCAAUUUGUGUGAUAUGUGUUGCAUAUUAUCUGCUAAAGUUCCUAGUAAUGAUGAUCCCACAUUGGCCGACAAGGAGGCCAUUUUAGCCUCGCUUAACAUCAAGGCGAUGACCUUUGAUGAUACGAUUGGUGUGCUCAGUCAACGGGGUCCGGAAUUCGAUAAUCUGAGCGCAACCGCCGGCAGCCCCAUUGUUCUACAGCGCCGUGGCUCUGUGUAUGGUGCAAAUGUGCCGAUGAUAACAGAACUGGUCAAUGAUAGUAACGUGCAGUUUCUCGAUCAAGACGACGAUGAUGAUCCAGAUACAGAGCUCUAUCUAACGCAGCCAUUUGCCUGCGGAACUGCAUUUGCUGUGAGCGUGUUAGACUCGCUAAUGUCAACGACAUACUUCAAUCAAAAUGCCUUAACGCUGAUCCGCUCGUUAAUAACUGGCGGGGCGACGCCUGAACUAGAACUAAUCCUGGCCGAGGGAGCGGGUUUAAGGGGAGGAUACAGUACCGUCGAUAGUCUGAGCAAUCGUGACAGGUGCCGUGUUGGUCAAAUAUCCCUAUACGAUGGGCCACUUGCACAGUUUGGCGAAUGUGGCAAGUAUGGGGAUUUAUUCGUUGCCGCUCUCAAGUCGUAUGGAAUGUUGUGUAUCGGACUAUAUCGAUUCAGGGACACCAGUUCUAGCUGUGAUGCGAGCAGCAAACGAUAUGUAAUUACCAACCCACCCGAUGACUUUUCUUUACUGCCAACAGAUCAGGUAUUCGUAUUAAUGCAAUUUGAUCCGGGUCUGGAGUACAAACCGCCAGCGGUUCGUGUACCAGCUGGCGGACGCGGCACAAACACACAAGGCUCUGGGGUCGGUGGAGGCGGCUCUAACAAGGAUGAUAACUCUUGAUUGUUACUGUGUAGCGCCUUAACUGAUGGUCCUUAUUCGUAUAUUUGAACGAUGGAUAAGUUAAUUGUGGACAGAAUAUUGCAGUUGUGGCACAGACAUUGGCAUCACAUUUCUUUCGGACUGCGACGAAAUUGGCACAUUCAGUUAUAGUUAUACUUGUAGGCCAUAUGAAAAAUGCAUACUUAAUUGUACCACGAGAAGACGUGAACAAAUCAAAAGCUGUUUAAUUCAAUUAGAUUUUCGAUGCAUGUGCUACAAAUGUAAUAUUCUGUAUUUUUAAGUUUGUGGAGUCUUAGACAAUCUCUCAAUCAACAACCGACCACUAGGGAGAACUACAAAAGACCAUUCUGUUUCAGAUGAUUCCACAAACUUAAACGCCACAAGUCUAUGUAAAAAAGGCCAACUUCUUUAACAUCCACCGUUCAAGUAUCAGCUGAUUGCUUCCCACACCAUUCCGUAUGCCUUUUAGAACCUUGAAAUUCAAUUUACACGUUUAAUUUUGAAUGUUUUGUAUUUUAUGAUUACAUAAUCUAUUAUCUAUUUUCUGUAUCCAUUAUAUUUUCUUUUUGUUAUCAUAUUUUAGUACUGCAAAAUAAAUAUACACUAAUUCGAUUAUCAAUCUUGAUUUUUUGAUAUUUUGGAGCACUUAGUGUUAUUAGUAUAUGUAUUAUUAUGUAUCAAUUAGUUAUAUCCAAGCACUCAUAUAUUAUUGUUUCGACAUCGUUAAUUCUAAUUUUAUUAUUUAUAUUCUUCAAUGAGUUCAGUUCAUGGUGCUAUCAUUGCAUAACAGCAAAUCAAAUGAACGAAUCGAAAUGAAAAUUCAUCUCAAUGGUGUGACGAAAGCAAUUUGGAACCAUUAGUAAGGUAAGCUACACAUUAAGCAACAACUGAUAAAAGAAAAAGCAUUAAGGUUCAAUUUCAAAGUGGAAUGACAAACAAUAUGAACUAUGUGUAACAUUUCAUUAACAAUCUUAAUAAGAUAAAACCUAUGAUUCUAGCUUGUGCAACUAAAUAUGAGAAUGUAGUAUGUACGCAAAUAUGCAAAUAUAUAUGCACUUCUACGAAUUGGCUCAUGAAUUUACCGCAAACCUACAUAUGCACAAUGCUUUUGCAAAUGUUGACAAGUAUUUUGAAAGCGAUAUAAAACGAGCAAAGAAGCUAUAAAUUGCGCAAGAGUUGGCAUCCAUAAACUGCCAACUACCGAUGGAACCAAAGCUUCAGUAUUUAUUGAUGGAUUCUCAGUGUAUUCAAUUGAAAUCGAACUAGCUGUAAUGCUUGUGCUAUAAUAACACAUAACAUGGGCUAUUGAUCGGUUUAAAAAGCUUUCGACACCGAUAUUAUUAAUGCUUAAACUGUCAUCAAUUAUUACUACAAGAACGAAGACAGACAAUGAUACAGAUACACAUUGAGAAACACUUACAUAUACUAACAUAAAAACAAAUACAGAUACACCACACAGAUUAAGACACAGAUAUACAGACACAGAAGAAGAAAUGCCUGACGUAGAUAUACACUUUUCGAAUGUGAAAGUCAUGAAGUAAUGAAAAUUGAGAAAUUGUGAAAUUGUGAAAUGGAUAAUUGGCAAAACAGAAAAGCCUGGAAUUAUGUCAGCAUUCAAGUUCAAAAAUUGCAUUUAGAUGUUUCUGAGCAUGCGCAAAACACGAUUUAUAUAAGCAUAUUAUAUUAAUUUAACUAUAAUGUCAGUCAAGACACAAGUUAUUCUUAAUAAAAACAAAAAUGGAGCAAAAACAAAAGUGCAACACGAACAGCAAUCAGCUACAUCUUGAUUAUCUUAAUAAAAACUUUGGAAUUUUAUAUAAAAAAUGGUUAUAUCAACAAAAUACACUUUUUACCUUCUUAAAGCAUUAUUUAAGGUAUGUUUGUAUAUACAUAAAAAGCCAUGUGGACAUCGAUCCAAAAUAAGAAUAUGAACUUAAAAAUUGCAUACAGACGUCAAACACAAAAAAGGAGGUAUUUUCAUUUCUCCCUGAGCUAACUUAGUUUAAAAACAAAUGAAUGGGCAGAAGGGAAUAAAUUUACAAAUAUUUUGUUUACAAGAGGAUUUAGUGAAUUCAAGGAUAUUCCACAGUAAAGCUGCCAUAAAAAAUACAUUAAUAUCAACAACAAAAAAACUUACAAAAUAAAUAUAAAUGUAAUGUAAGUAAAUAUUAAAUGUAAGUUGCGCAUUCAUGUCAAUGCUAUUCAAUAUGAUACAUAUGAUUAUAUUUCUAGUGUAAAGCUGCUGAAGAUAUUCAAAAUACGUACAUACAUAUGUAUGUAUAAGUAUGUUACUAACACCCAAGAUAGAUAGACAAAUGUAACUAUCUAUGAAUAUGCUGAGCAGUUGACAAAAUGUAGCUAGUAAUAUUUUUAGUGUGUGAUGCACGCGUAUGCGCUUUUUUACGUGCGUGCCUAUUGCGAUUUACGAGCAGCAGCUGUGGUGUUCUAAACAAUUUUUUUUAGAAUAAUUUAUUGCAAAUAUGUACACAUAUGAGUCGAUUGAAAGACCAAAAAACUUUCAGCCCGUUUCUCUCAUCCUCAAAUUUUGUACAUGCUCGCAUGGUAUGCUCGCUGUUUUUGUACAUAAGUAUUUAUGCUACUUCUCAUCAAAUAACGUAACAAUAUCGCUUUUACUUAAUUAUUCAAUGCUCACACAUUUUUUUUUAUUUAUUUAUUUAUUUAUGAUUUAAAUAAGAAACACUGCCAAAGCGUAUAGAAAUCAUGUAAUAUCUACUUAGGUCACACCACAACAUUCAAAUCAUUUUUAAAUUUUAUAUUUUCAUAAACUAAUUAAUUAAUAACACACAUACAUAAAAGUAACCGCGUAUUUAAAAACACUUAAACGAAUAGGAGUAGUACAAUUGUUUUGAUUUUAUUGUAUUCAUAUUAAUUUUGAAAUAUAAGUUAAGCGUAAAAAACACAAGUACAGUUAAUCGAAUUCGAGCUUUUAAUAUAAUACAAACAAGUAGGUCAUCGAUAGAGAGUAAAAAUAUUCUAAGUUAUAUUUUCGUUCAUUGUGUUUUCAUAAAAUUAAUAUAGUUUUAGAGGUACUCAAACAGAAACAUAAUAAAUAACAUUUUAAAAUAAAAUGGAAAAGGAUGAAAAUUGUGAAUAUUUAGAAUGCGCCUUCAAAGAUAAAAAAUAAAAAUAAGAAUAGCAAAACACAAAUAUAUGCAUGUGUGUAGAUUUGUAAUAUGAAUAGCGCAAUGAAUUCUUAGCUUAACAUAGCUUAGAAAACAUAAUUAUAAGUAAUGAUUGAACAUUAAACAAAUUAGAUCUAAUACAGUCAUUUCACUAAUUGUUAGUGCAAUUUGAAACAUGCAAAUGGACAAUGAAAAUCCAUGAAAAACAUCUGCAAACAUCUGCAAAAGACGUAGAGGAUACCCAAAAGUUAAACAUAUUUUUUAAAUGAAUACCAUAGUUUUAACAUUUUUAGGAAUAUAACGACUUAGACUUAAAUACAUUUAAAUAACAUACACAAAACCGCACGCACGAUUAAAUACAACAGCGAAAACCUACAUUUAAAAUAAAACAAGAGCUACAACAAAACGAACUCUCGAUGUUGUGAAACUUGAUAAAAUCAUGUUUACGAUAUAAAGCUAAUAAAAUAUUAAUUGAAAAGGUCAUAGUGUC
Drosophila sulfurigaster albostrigata is the source of this 7269-nucleotide messenger RNA. It is a transcript of the gene slo, whose product is annotated as calcium-activated potassium channel slowpoke. Gene Ontology annotation, molecular function: large conductance calcium-activated potassium channel activity. The record is from RefSeq and is a predicted model, not a curated record. Gene Ontology annotation, biological process: potassium ion transport; transmembrane transport. Lineage: Eukaryota; Metazoa; Arthropoda; Insecta; Diptera; Drosophilidae. Gene Ontology annotation, cellular component: postsynaptic membrane.